Molecule: messenger RNA, 1371 nt
Organism: Penicillium psychrosexuale
Lineage: Eukaryota; Fungi; Ascomycota; Eurotiomycetes; Eurotiales; Aspergillaceae
Exons: 2
Coding region: 1-1371 (456 amino acids)
Source: RefSeq, a predicted model, not a curated record
AUGUUGAAGGAAAAAAAUGUCAAGAAGAAGGAGCUUGGCGACAAGGAGUUUGAGGCCAUGAAAAAGGCAUACUUUGAGGCGGCUGAGCAAAAAGCUCCCUUUGGUAAAUCCGCUUCCAAGGCGAGAUUCAGCGAUAUCCCUGGUUGGGGCUCGGGUUCGAAAGUUCAAGCUGGCCAUUUCAUGACCUUGAACAUCGUCUUCAAGUACGCAGACCUCAGGGAUCUGUUUUUCAACCACACUGCCACAGGGAAGAUACUCGCUAUCGCCAAGAGAACCUUGACCAGUACAACAAAUAAGUUGGCUAAAUAUCGCGACUGGGUCCAAUACGUCGAGGAGAUCGAGCUUUUCGGGAGACGGCCAUCAGGAAAUCCUUUCCUCGGCGUUUUUACAUCUACACGUCAAGCCCAGCUACGGAUUCUUCCGCCGGCCAAUGAAGGUAGCCCGCGUCGUCAAACCCGCAGUCAGGCUAGAGGAGGCGCUCAAAGAAGCCCCUCCCCGGAAAGCGCACGAAAACGCCAGAAGACUGAUUCUUCCACGGAUAUGGUAUCGACGUCUAAAGUCCCGUCUCCGCUACUCCGAUCCAUCGCUACCGACCGCGAAACCCUUUCGGAUGUGACUCGUAAGUUGGCGAAGUUGCACCUGGACGACAGAUAUGCUGAGUUCGGGUCAAACGUUAGCACCACGAGGAAACACUUGAAGGAAAUUUCCGAUGAGACCGACACCUCUAUCGGCACUUCAGCACUUGUGAAAGAAUGGUCUCCAACCUCUCCUACUCUAGCAGAUCAGCCCGAAGGGGGCAUAUCAGAAGACAAUGUGAAUGCAUCAUUUGUCUCUCUUUUGAGCGAGAUAUGCCUAUCGCUCAAGUCUCCCCUGUCAUGGAUAGUAGACAAGCCUAAGUUCAGGUUCUGCAAGGGCAAGGCGGAAAUUGUCGCGUUUGCGGAUGGCCAGCUUAGAGGGAAUCCCGAAGAUCUCAAGUUUCCGUACGUAAUACUUGAGGUCAAGCCAUACCACUUGCGGUCAUCCCAUUUCGGAUCUCUGAUGAGACAAAUCGGCAUGGAAAUGGUUACCUGGAUUUCUCACUGCGAGCAGGCUAAGAAACCGCAGCGCCGAUAUGUCCUGGCUGGUCAGUUUGGCUUCGAGAUGUGGAUCAUACUCGCAGAGCCUACGCCUCAGUACCUGAAGUUCCUGAUAAAUGGCGGUGAAAAAAGGCCCAGAGCGUUUCUCCAUAUCCACUUGCACGGGCCUCUCAACAUCUUCGAGAGUGGAGAUAUGCUUCUCUUCGGGUUUUUAAUAUCCGCGAUCACUCACGAAAUCUCCAAGGAAGUGGUCCCAGGCUAUGACGCAGACAGAAAGAAGGAGGAGAGAUCCUGA